Messenger RNA from Verticillium dahliae VdLs.17, 1413 nucleotides. RefSeq names its product exoglucanase. Gene Ontology annotation, molecular function: hydrolase activity, hydrolyzing O-glycosyl compounds. The transcript has 3 exons. The coding region runs from base 1 to 1413 and encodes 470 amino acids. The record is from RefSeq and is a predicted model, not a curated record. Gene Ontology annotation, biological process: carbohydrate metabolic process. NCBI's taxonomy places the organism in Eukaryota, Fungi, Ascomycota, Sordariomycetes, Glomerellales, Plectosphaerellaceae.
AUGACCCUCCUCUCCUUGACCCUCCUCGGGCUCCCUCUGGCCCUCGCCCAACAAAUCGGCACUCUUGUCCCUGAAGUCCCCCCCGCUCUCACCUGGUCCAACUGCACCGCCGAAUCGUGCACGCCCGUCACCGACGCGCUGACCCUCGACGCCAACUGGCGCUGGACACACGAGACAACCUCGGCGCACACGUGCUUCCUCGACGGCGACUGGACAGACGUCUGCUGGAACCUCAAUAGCGGAACGGCGUGCGCCGAGCGCUGCGCUGUCGAAGGCGCCGACUACGCGUCGACGCACGGCAUCACGACCGCCGGCGGUAGCGCGUCUCUGCGGUACGUCACGCACUCUGCCUUUGGGCGCAACGUGGAGAAUCGCGUCUUCCUGCUGGCGCCGGAUGGGCGGUAUCGCAUGUUCGAGCUGCUCGGGCGCGAGGUGCGCGUCGACGUCGAGGUCGGCACGCUGGGCUGCGGGCUCAAGGGGGCGCUGUACUUUGUCAAGAUGGAGGCGGACGGCGGGCGCGGGCGCGGCAAGAACGCCGCUGGUGCGCGGUACGGCACCGGAUACUGCGACGCCGAGUGCAGCCAGAGCAUCAAGUUUGUUGAUGGCCGGGCUAACCUAGAGGGGUGGGCGCCGGGGUACACGGAGCUCGAGCUCGGACGCGGCGCCGUUGGGGCCUGCUGUGCCGAGAUGGGUGUUUGGCAGAGCAAUUCGGCGUCGUAUGUCGUCUCGGCGCAUCCUUGCAUUAACCCCGACUUUCACACGUGCCAGGAUAGCCGGUGCCCACGCGGGUUCUCGGACGACAUUUUCCCCCAUGGCUGCGAUACCGACGGCUGCGGCGCGAGCCCAUACCGGCUGGGCAAUACACAGUUUUAUGGGCAGGGCAAGACGCUCGACAGCGGGGCCAAGUUUACUGUCAUUACGCGGUUCCACGAGGACCACGUCUCGCAAUCCUUCAUCCAGGCCGGCGAGCCCAUCGAAACGCCGCCCAGCCAGGCGUCCGGCGUGCAGGGCAACGCCAUCUCGGACGACUUUUGCGACAGCCAGGCGUCGGCGUUUGGGGAGCGUAACCGAUACGCCGAGGUUGGCGGGUGGUCGUCGACGAAACGGGCGCUCGCGGGCCAGUGGGUUAUGGUCAUGUCCAUCACGCACGAUGCCUACGCCAACAUGCUCUGGCUCGACUCGCUGUACCCGGUCGACGCCGCCGGUCGGCCCGGUGCGCUGAGGGGGCCGUGUCCGGCGAACAGGGGAUAUCCGGCGCAGACGUUGGUGGAGAACCCGCAGGUCCCUGUUGGAGUACGGUUCGUGGUGGUGGAGAGGCAGAGUGUCUCUCGUUCUAUGCUGGUGCUUCAAGCAUGCUGUCGCUACCUUUAUCUUGGUCAUCCAGUGGUUGACCUGUCGCUUGGUGAUCUAUGA